AUGGAGUACCUCUAUAUCUUCGCUUUGGUAUUUGUCAUCGGACAAGUCGAGAGCGGGAAAAUAAAUCUCCCGCAGAAAGAAUUUUAUAAAAGUAAUGACGCAGAGGAUCUUUUCAUGGAAUUUGUCGAAAAAUAUAAUAAAAAUUACAACGAGGAAGAAUACGCCAGACGUUUCCAGAUUUUCAAAGAAAAUUUAGAGAAAAUUAAUGACCUCAAUAGCAAAAGCAAUUUGACUGUAUACGGGAUCAAUCAUUUAACCGAUCUUAAAUAUGAAGAAGUUGCAAAUACAUAUACGGGAAUGGGUUCGAAUAUUGAUUACACAAGUUUGGAGAAAUACGUGCCAAAAGGAUUUGCUCCAGCGAGCUUGGACUAUCGUAACAACGGUUGGGUGACUGGAGUGAAAGAUCAAAAACAAUGUAAUACGUGUUACAUAUUUAGCGCAGUUGGCUGUAUCGAAGGUCAGCACGCAAAACUGCAUGGGACCCUGGUUUCUUUAUCAGAACAACAAGAAUUAGAUUGCCAGAGUGGUGAUGGUUGCCAGUCGGGCGGAUAUCCUGACGCAGCUAUGAAUGUACUCGCUCAACAAGGAGGCUGCAUGUCUGAAGAUAGUUAUCCGUAUGAGGAAGCAAAGGGACAAUGCCGUACUGAUCCAUCCAAGAUUGUGGUUAAAGUUACCGGAGGAUCUAAGUUGACGGUUACCAGCGAAGACGACUUAAAAGACGCCUUGGCUAAUAACGGCCCACUGUCCAUUGCUUUAAUUAUUUGUCCGGAAUUCCAACAUUAUAGUGGAGGAAUAUAUGAAUUUAACUGCCAGGGAAAUGACGGGCAUGCUGUGUUACUUGUAGGCUACGAUUCAGCUGAUGGCCAGGAAUAUUGGAUCUUAAAGAACUCGUGGGCCACUAUCUGGGGAGAAGAAGGAUACAUGCGAAUGAAGUUAGGAUCAUCGAUUUGUAACAUAGGAAAAUAUGUUGCUCUGGCUUCAGUGGCGUAG
Danaus chrysippus (African queen) is the source of this 990-nucleotide messenger RNA. The record is from the annotation of a GenBank genome assembly. Lineage: Eukaryota; Metazoa; Arthropoda; Insecta; Lepidoptera; Nymphalidae.